Messenger RNA from Rhagoletis pomonella (apple maggot), 1593 nucleotides. RefSeq lists its product as uncharacterized. Bases 166 to 1446 code for a protein of 426 amino acids. The transcript has 4 exons. The record is from RefSeq and is a predicted model, not a curated record. Lineage: Eukaryota; Metazoa; Arthropoda; Insecta; Diptera; Tephritidae.
UAAAGCUCUAGGCAGCUGUAGUUGCUUCUCAGUCAACAAUUAGAACGCUAUCAACAAAUAAACUGCAGUACUCAGCUAAAUAAAGCGAAGAAGUAAUAGAAGUAUCGAAGGCGCUUCCAAUAACAAAUAAUAAGCAAUUAGCAAAACAAGUAUUAAGUUUAAAUUAUGAGUGGCGCUAAUAAAGCUAUUCCCGAAUAUCUAAGCGAAGAUACAUUUAAUAACUUACUUUUGCAAACAUUCGAGCGACCAGCACAAAUUCGCUCUUUACAAGUGAUACCACAAAAAUCAUUUGGCAAUUAUUGCAGCGAUAUUUAUCGUGUAACGUUGAAAUACGAGAUCAAUGAUAGCAGCGUAGAUAAAAGUGAUAAUGAUAAGGCAGGUGAAGUGGCUCAACGAGCACCAGCGAACGGAGAACAACGCGUAUUGCACGUGCUCGUUAAAGAUUUAUUUGAAAAUCUCAGCACAAUUUCGAAUGAGAAAUUCAUGUACGCACAAGUAUUGCCCGAGAUCAAUAAAACGCUAAGAAGUUGUGGUCUACAACCGAUCUCACCAAUGGUAUAUUAUACACUAAAGACUGCAGGUGAAACACAUUUCUUCGAGGAUCUGACGCCACGCGGCUAUGUAAUACGUCCGCGCACGAUUGGUUACGAUGAAGAUGAGACGCGUUUGCUUUUCAAGCGUUUGGGAGAAUAUCACGCCGCAUCGCUUAUCUACACAGAAUCGCAUCCAGCCGUGCAGGGUAAAAUGCGGCAAUUCUAUGCGGUCAGUGAUCCAGCGCUGGAGCUUUGCAUUGAAGACCAAAUGUAUGACAAUAUAGAGCAUGUCGCUAAGAUUAUGGAAACUUGGCCUGGAUAUGAGAGCAUAAUUGCGAAAAUGCGAAAGCAUACCCGCGAAGUAUUUCGUAGCAAAUUCCUGCCGUUAUUUGAUGCCUCACAAGCUAAGUUAGCUUUGGUUUUACAUGGCGAUAUGUGGAUUGCAAAUUUACUACUGCAGUAUAACAACAAUGAUGGCAAGGCUGAAGAUGCAGUAUUCUUGGACUACCAGAAUAGCUGCUAUGGCAGUCCUGCCAUCGAUAUCCACAAUCUAUUUAUGACAAGCGUACAAUUGUCUGUGUUAGCGCAUAGCUAUGAUGAUAUUAUUGCGCAUUAUUAUGCUGCUUUUCGUUCAACUUUGUUGGUAGCGAAGUAUCCGGUAGAACGCAUUCCUACAUUGCGGUGUAUUGUGGAUGAACUGCAUCGUACCGAUUACUUUAACUACUAUCUACUUAUUUUUCCAUUCGCUCAAACUAUGCUUAGUGAUGAAUUGGUGAAAGGUAUGAAUUUUAAUAAGCUUCAGGAUAAGCAGCGUGUGGCGCUUAAUCGCGCGGAUAUAUACAGCAAUGAGCGUGUUUUGGAGACGUACAAAUAUAUGUUGAAGGCAUUCGAUGAAAGAGGCUUGCUUGGUUAGUGCAGUGAAGAGUUUCUGGUGCAUAAUUUAUGGCUGUACAGUUUGCAAACCUUAGAUUCAGUAUAGUAUGUGGUUAUAUUUUUAAUACAAAUUUGGAUAAUUUUAAUAUUUUUGUAAGCUUGCUAAUAAACUUGAAAUUCUCGAUGU